AUGAUGGAAAUCGCCGAAGCGACGACGACGCCGCUCGUCUCGACGCCAUCGUCGGCGGCCGUCGCCGCGGCGCAUUCCGACGAGGCGCUUCGCAAAUUCAAAUGCCCAGAAUGCGGUAAAGCGUUCAAAUUCAAGCACCAUCUCAAGGAGCACAUUCGAAUUCAUUCCGGCGAAAAACCAUUCGAGUGCCAGCAAUGCCACAAAAGAUUCUCGCAUUCCGGAUCCUAUUCGUCCCAUAUGAGCAGCAAGAAAUGUGUUCAACAGAGCUCGCCGACUCUGGUUCCUCAAUUCAACCCAUACCAAUUGAUGAUGUACCGUAAUAUUAUGCUUCAAUUGCAAACUCCGCAAUUCCCGAUUCCAUCAUUGAACCCUGUGGAUACGUCGAACACCUAUUUCAACCUUCUGCAACAAGCGAAUCUUCUCCAAAACAUUGAGAAUCCACCGUCGGCCGCAGUUUCGCCGAACACACUUCUUGCUAAUUACAUGAAUAACUCAAACUCGACGACAACAACAACAGCUAAUGUUGCCGAGGAGUCGAGGAAUGAGUCGCCGGUAAGCUCGACGGUGACCGAAGAGCCGAAAAGUGAGGAGAAGCCGUCGCCGGUGCAUGCGACGCCAUCCGAAGAAGGAUCGCAAGAUGGGAAAAGCUCGCCGGACUGGAGGCCGCUGAGAUCAAGAAGCUUCUUGAACGAUAGUCAGGUGGCCAUCCUUCAGAACCACUUCAAACGCAAUCCGUUUCCCUCAAAAUACGAGCUUUCGGCGGUCGCUGAGCAGAUCGGUGUCAACAAGCGUGUCGUUCAGGUAUGGUUCCAGAACACUCGAGCCAAGGAACGUCGCAGCAACCGUCUCCCAUCUAUGCCACGGGGGAGUCUUGCAGCUUCACCAGCUUGGUCGCCGAGUUUGGCUCUUCCACAGUCUCCAGCGCAACUAAUGGCUGCGUGGGCUCAACAAUGUCUACAGAAUGGAGCGAUGAGCUCACAGGUAUGUAUAGUGGUGAACAGUUGGCGUAAUUGGGAUGAAUCCUCAAAAGAUGACGACCGGGAUGAGGGUAAUCAAACGCCUUUGGACUUGACGAUCAAAGAGGAAGAACCCGCUGAGCCAGAAUGGAGCCCCGAAAAGCUUGUGGGAUUCUUGGACCAGAGCAGCGUUGUUCUGCAAGAGCUUCUAAAGCAGGCGGGAAACGGGUUCUUCUCAAAUCAGGAUGAAGAGGAAGAAGAGAAGAAAACGACUCCAGCAACUACAACGACGACGUCAUCUAUAUGGCCGACAGUUUUCAACUACACGACUAUGCUCCAGCAAAAGUCUCCAGAAGAUGAUGCCUCUUCCCUCUGCUCAAAUGAUUCCAAAGUGAAGACUCCAGUCAAAGAAGAGGAAGGCUUGUUCACCUGCGAUCAAUGCGACAAGGUGUUCGGAAAACAGAGUUCAUUGGCGCGCCACAAAUAUGAGCAUUCCGGACAACGUCCCUACAAAUGCGAUAUCUGCGAGAAGGCUUUCAAGCACAAACAUCAUCUGACUGAGCACAAAAGGCUUCAUUCUGGCGAAAAACCGUUCCAGUGCGACAAAUGUCUCAAGCGUUUCUCACAUUCGGGUAGCUACAGUCAACACAUGAAUCAUCGAUAUAGUUACUGCAAGCCAUAUUUGGAGUCAUCCAGCCAAACGGCAACCCCAACCAAGACGAACGGAUCUGUAUCUCCAACUAUUUCGACAUCUCCAUCUACAACCCCGACGCCUUCAUCAUAA
Caenorhabditis bovis is the source of this 1740-nucleotide messenger RNA. Lineage: Eukaryota; Metazoa; Nematoda; Chromadorea; Rhabditida; Rhabditidae. The record is from the annotation of a GenBank genome assembly.